AUGGAGGUCUGCCACGAUGACUUGCAAGUCAUCACCAAGAAAUAUGACGUCUGUGUCUUGGGUUCGACCAAUGUUGGUAAGUCAUCAAUGAUUUAUCGUUUCAUUCAUGAUCAAUUCAUGGAGAAUAUCGAAGGACAGGAUUUAUACACCAAGAAAUAUAUCAACAAACAAGGUGAUUGUGAUAUUUUAACCAUUUAUGAUUCAGAUUUUACUAAUGAUAUGUAUAUGAAAAGCAUGCAACUAUCAAUAAUUAAUGCAUCUUGUUUAAUUUUUGCUUAUUCUAUUGAUAACUUAACUUCGUUCUUAUCGAUUGACGAUUAUUAUCAUCAUAUCAAUCUGUUUCGAAAAGAAAUGCCUCCGAUUUUUAUCAUUGGGUGUAAAUCAGAUUUGGAAAUACAACGACAAGUUCCGUAUGAAGAAGGAGCCGAAUUGGCAAUAAAAUUGAGAGCUUGUUCGUUUCAUGAGUGUUCAGCAAAGGAGAACGUUGGAAUUGAUGAACUUUUCCAAGAUGUUAUUGAUGUAUUGAGUGAUUUAAAAGUCGAAUCACAACAAACCUCACAAUAUCAUGAACAUAUAAAUGGGGGAAGUACUGGUGCCUUCCCACGUACGAUUGGUGAUUUAUCAAGAAGCAGUUCAAUGAGCUUCAGUAACAACAAUUCACUUCAUGCUAUGAGAACUGAUUCACUGGUUCAUGUAAAGCCACAUCUGCCAUCACAAUUACGACAGGUACAUUCUUCCAAGUCGAUUCAACUUGCAAAGGGAGAAAAUUCGGUUACCGGCAGCAAAACUGGUACGCAAUUGGAAAAAAUUCUUCAAGAACAUCACGAAGGCACAUCCACUUCACAAACUACCCUUGCUGAAGGCGACACCGCACUUGCACAAACCAAUAUUGAACUCAGAAAUGAGCAGGUUAAUACCAUUUCCGAGAAGAAACACAAAAUAGGGAAUAAAAGGGGUUCCAAUAGGCAAUACUCAACAACAGGGGAGCUUGACCACCCGAAGAACAAAUGCUGUGUUAUCACCUGA
Messenger RNA from Lodderomyces orthopsilosis Co 90-125, 1026 nucleotides. RefSeq names its product Ras2p (gene RAS2). The record is from RefSeq and is a predicted model, not a curated record. Gene Ontology annotation, molecular function: GTPase activity; GTP binding; GDP binding. The transcript has a single exon. The coding region runs from base 1 to 1026 and encodes 341 amino acids. Gene Ontology annotation, cellular component: plasma membrane. Gene Ontology annotation, biological process: signal transduction. Lineage: Eukaryota; Fungi; Ascomycota; Pichiomycetes; Serinales; Debaryomycetaceae.